Molecule: messenger RNA, 1241 nt
Organism: Prorocentrum cordatum
Lineage: Eukaryota; Dinophyceae; Prorocentrales; Prorocentraceae
Source: the annotation of a GenBank genome assembly
CUCAAGGGUGGUUCAGCUUUUUGUUUUCCCCCCUUUUUCAGAGUCGCCUCGCGAGAUGUCGGCGGGCUCGAAGGCGGCCGCGCCUGGACCUGCCGCCAAGGCGGUCGCCAAGGCCAAAGGGGCGGCCCGCAAGCGGGUCUCCGCGGAGGUCAGGUUGUUGUGCGAUCUGCUGCACGACAAGGACGUGGAGACACACACCGUGGCCGAGGAGGUGAUGAAGAACCGCUGCAAGAGCCUCAAGUUCAUCGUCGACGAGCUCCUGAAGGAGCCUGCGAAGAUCCAGGACAUCGAGGUGCGCGUUUCCAAGCCGAUCGAGGAGCUACAGGAGUCGCCCGUGGCGGGCAAGAAGUUGCGCCUGUGCAACCCGUGGGACAUCGGCCAGACGGUCGUGCGCGGCCCGAACUGGGACCUGGCGGGCUACAAGGAGAUCGACGGCGGCCGCGACGACGCCUUGGGGGUCACCGUGCCGCCCUCCGAGCAGGUCCUCCAGAAGUGGUUGGCCAUCCAGUUGUUCGGUGCGGAGGGCUACUCCAAGCAUCGCGACAGCCGUACGGGUUGGUUCCUCGGCGGUUGGUGGAUCAACCGCAGCAUCUGCGCGCAGUUUGCAAGCUCCGCGGAGAAUGGAGGCCACUUCUUCAAGGCCGAUGAUGAGAGUCAAUACGAUUUGUGCGUGGUCGAGGGGAUGUCCCAUAUGCUGAAUGUGGACAGAAUCAUGGCCAUCAUGAAGACGAAGGCGACGGUGGACAGCUUGUUUGAGACGUGGCUCCCCGAGAAGAUGGCCAACAACCCGAGCUUGCAGGUCGAGGCCUCGGUGAUCCAGGAGCUCUGGCGCAUGACCACGGUGUGGACGAAGAAGCAGGUGGAGGAGAUCAUCGGCAUGGAGGUCAAGCAGCAGGUGAACGCCGAGAUCGCAGGCAACAGGGUGUUGGCCGCGAGGAAGAGCAACCCGAAGGAGGAGCCCAAGAUGAACGGGCCGAAGGUCUCCAAGACGAUCGAGAAGACCGCCUACCAUGGUAGACGGUAGGCGGUCGUGCGCGGAGGUCGGAGGAAGGACCUCGGAGAAUCGAGUCGGCGAUCCGAGGUCGAUGAUUCCUCGAAUCGUUUUUUCGAGGAGGCGGCCCGCUGGCGACUGCCCUCUCCGCCCCGCCCGCGCCCGUCGGCGCCUGCCCGCCGCUGCCUCUCUGGACAGGCGGCGGUGCCCGUGCACUGUCGAGGAGCGGCGUUCGCCCUCGAGCGAGUGA